Molecule: messenger RNA, 1229 nt
Organism: Centruroides sculpturatus (bark scorpion)
Lineage: Eukaryota; Metazoa; Arthropoda; Arachnida; Scorpiones; Buthidae
Product: junctophilin-3-like
Exons: 1
Coding region: 588-890 (100 amino acids)
Cellular component (GO): plasma membrane; endoplasmic reticulum membrane; junctional membrane complex
Source: RefSeq, a predicted model, not a curated record
UUAUGAUUUUGAAUUUAAUGAAUUAACAAAAACUAAAAGGAUGUUGCUUUACUUAUCAUUUGAAAGUCUGCUCUGAUUAAAAAAUUAUAAACUACUUAUUUAAAUGAAAAAAGGUCAACUUCUAAAUUCUUAUAAAAUUAAAGUGACAUUUCAAGAGCAUUUCGAUAUUUUUAAGUAUAAGUGCAUCUUGAUAUAAUUACAUUACCUAUAAUUUAAUUAAAAUUAAAAGUAGCAGUAAUGUAGCCUUGACUACAGUAAUCAGAUUUGACACUUUGUAUUUAAAAUUUAAUCAUCUAGUUUUCUUUACUCGGUAGGUUAUUUAGUCUAAGGGAACCAUCUACCUACUGUAAAUAUUAUUUUCUGAUAAUUUAAUUUUGUUGUAGGGUCUCCGACUAAAGAAACAACGAAGUACCGGCGACAUCGAUCGACGUGGAGUGAGUUCUGUUAGAAGUUCUGGUUCGAAUUUGAGUUCGGCCAGUUCGGAAUCUAGUCAGUCUGGCCUAACACAAACAUCCGUCCAUACAGACAGCAAUGCUAGUUUUGUCAGUCAAGAUGAUAUAAUAGAUUCCAACGUUAUCGAAACUUACAUGGGAGAAUGGAAGAAUGACAAGAGAUGCGGUUUUGGUAUAGCCGAAAGAUCCGACGGUUUAAAAUACGAAGGGGAAUGGUACAACAAUAAAAAAUAUGGUUACGGUGUUACCACGUUGAAAGACGGAACGAGAGAGGAAGGAAAGUACAAAAACAACGUACUGGUGACGUCAGGAAAGAAAAAGCAUCUGUUCCUUCUCAGGUCUGCGAAAUUUAAGGAAAGAGUGGAAGCAGCCGUUAAUGCUUCUAUCAGAGCUUCGCAGAUUGCAUUACAGAAAGCCGAUAUAGCCAUAUCUAGGUAAUAUUAGAAAUAUAGUGUUAUUUACAUAUAUAACUCGGAUAUGUUUCCGCCUUCUUGAUAGCAAAAUAUUUACAAAACACGAAUUGUUUCUUCUCUUUUAGUAAACGGAAGUUUAGAUUCGUAUCGUUAUGUAAGUUUAAUGUUUCUUUAAAAACUAAAUAGGUCUACAUGAGAAAAGGAAAGUUCACACAAAAGAAAAAUAAAGAAUUUAAAAAACUCGGGGUCAUUGAUCGCAAAUUUUGGCCAACAUUUUACGUCUUCUAUAUUGUAAGAAAAUAUUUUUAGCGUGUUUCAGAUUUAUUAAACGCCGAUUUCUAAGUAAUUUUAACUUAAUUUUUUU